AUGUGUCGAUACAAGUUUCAUCACUACCCUGGCUGCGGCCACAUUGCCACCUUUGGCAUGGAGAGCUGCCCCGACAUCCUCGUGUCUAUGCGCCAGCAUAAGAGCGAGAUGUACUGCGAAAAGUCCGUGUUCACCCAUGACCUCGUCUUUGGUAAUGAUGCCAAUGACUGUGGCAAGUGUAAGGCUGAGCCAAGCGUUGGACGUAACCCACCUGAUGAUAGUGACUGGCAAUAUACCGAGCUUGAAGGUACGGAUUUGGUGUCCAAAGGAUACCCUUUCAGUGGCACUGCGCCCGUCAACCUGGGCAGUGUCGCGGAAAGAGCCCUCUCGACUAUGAGAUGUGUGCUUCACAGGUGCCUUCCGAUGGACUUCUCCUAUGAACCGAGUUGCGCAAGUGUCGGCAGCGACGACGGCCAGCGGAAGAUGGACGCAGGAAAUGCCCCCUUGUAUGUGGACCCCUCUGAGCUUCAGGCUUCCCCAUCGUGCGUCGAAUCUCCUCAGCAUUCUCCUGUGGAACUGAGCGCCUCCCGCGAGAUCGACCCCCUCAAACCAGCAAAGGAGUCCUGUGCCCCUGUCACGCCCUCUGACUCUUUGGCUUUCCUGAGUGAGCCCAACGCCGGUGACCCGUUUUUGACUGAUUCAAAGCGACAGAGAAAAAGGCCUGCGCCCAUCAUCACCAACAUCCCUGUCGACACUGACGCGUGCGUUGCUCCUCGGGUGACCCCUUCCCCUGAGUUGUCGAACGCCCAGGAUGAUGCAAUCAGUGAGCGGACACCUCUUCCGUCCCCCAGAUUCAAGGUCCCGGAAUAUACAAAGCCAAGGAGUGAUCCUGUGGAUUUCGACGACGCUCAGAGCCCCUUCGGAACGCGUCAGAUUGAUUUCACCUAUGAGCCUUGGGAAGAGAUGCCCGACGAGUCGCCUGUUGUCAAGUUUCCCAACAAGGCCGCGGAUUUCUACCAGUCCCCUGUUUCUAAUCAGGAACUGACGCCCACUGGCAGUGAGGAGAGUAAUCUUGACUGCGAUGACUUCGAGCUCAUUGACCCCUCUGACGACAGGGAGUCUGGCCAAGGAUCCCGUGUUGGUCGCGAGGUCUCCUAUUUCAGUGAUGACUCGGACUCGGACUCGAACUCGGACGAUAUCUUGCGCAAUGAAGACGAGGACAGCAUGGAUAAUACCGACGCGGAAGCAUCCAAAGAGCCGUCCAAAGAGUACCCAGUGAUGCAACCCUAUUUCGAUUCCUACAACUAUGGAAUGUUUUGGGGGCCUAAACGCCAGGGCAGUGACACCACCCCCAAGGGCAAAACCACGGAUAAUCCCAUGAUAGCCCCGAAGGGUGUCCGGAGUGAGCCAGAAGCUAAGCUUCAGGCGUUCAUUGAAGAGUGGAGUAUGCCCCUUCACGCCGCGCCCCAAGCUCCCAAGAAACGCUAUAGUGAAUUCACCGAAUGGAUCCAAUCUCUCAGGGACGCUCGGCGGAAGAAUAUCGCCCAGGCCCCCAGCGAGGGAACCUUGGUCUUCGGCGCCAGUGAAGAAACCUAUUCUUCGCUGCCAAGGGGCCGUCUGCCAACGCCUCCAGGACCCGCACGGUCGCCUUUGAUCCCGACAUAUCCAGUGAACCAGGACCGGGCGCCGCAAGAGCCCGAGGAUGUGCCUCCAGCCAAAAAUUCGCCAUGGGUGCCCCCUCGAUACCGCAUCAGCCCACCACUGAAGUCCGUCGAGGGAGUGACCAAGCCGACCUAUGCUCACCGUCGGAGCUCUUCGCCUCCUUCACCUGAUAAGUCCUUCACAAAGAGCUCAGCUUGGUCCAUCCUGCUGAGUGAAAUGCUGCCUGGAUGUGAUGUUUACUGGUAG
Molecule: messenger RNA, 1848 nt
Organism: Aspergillus melleus
Lineage: Eukaryota; Fungi; Ascomycota; Eurotiomycetes; Eurotiales; Aspergillaceae
Exons: 2
Coding region: 1-1848 (615 amino acids)
Source: RefSeq, a predicted model, not a curated record